UUUUUUUUUCCCUGUUGUCCCGUACUUUCUUUGAAAACUGUCAUGUCAAACUGGAGUCAAUUACCAACGGAACUUUUGAUCAAGAUUUUCGAGCUUCUCGAAUCUAGUUUUUUUGAAGCACAUGAAAGUCAACGGGAAAUUUCUCAGCAGAUGCUUGUUUGCAAGAACUGGUGUCGCAUUGCUAAAAUGUUGUUAUAUAAGGACGUGACCAUGCUGUCUAUCAAGCAACACGACGCUUUCUUAACAUGCAUGAGCCAUUACAGCACCGGCAUGAAUCAAUUAGUGCUUUCGUUUAAAGCCUGCUCCGAAAUCACGAAUUCCAAGUUAGAAAAGGAUCUAGGUCUGAUUUUGAGCGCACUGCCCAACCUACAGCAGCUCGAUGCCAAGCCCCAAAAGGGAAGUUUCUUUACCAGACUCUUGCUUGAGCUUUACUCUUCCACCGACAGACCAACUCAAUUGGUAACGAUACCUACAUUUACUACAGAAUCAGAACAGUAUGCAACAUCAUACCAAUAUGCUGCUUGGGCCCUCAAAAAAACGCUCAAAUACAUGGUUUUACCCGAUUGGUGUAUCAAACCAUACAGCAUAUCCACUCCAUUAGAGGAGUUCAAGAAUUUAACAGACCUCGAACUCCGCAUCUCCAGUCUUUCCCAAAUGAAUGAAAUAGGCACAAUCGCUUCGAGAUGUACAAACUUAAUCAGUUUGAACCUUGCAUGUAAAACCAGGACAAACCAAAUUACGGAGGAUCAGAGUAAGGCGAUAGAUACAACCUGUGUGCAACCAGUGCUCCAUAUUCUUAUACUUAGGAUCAAUGCAAGUGUGGUUACGGCCAGCCCUGAAAGUAUGCGUAUCCUCAUGAGGCUAUUUCCGCAAGUCAAAAAAUGGGAAAUGUAUGAAAGUUCGCAUAGAGCCAUCAAAGAUCAAAGUAUGGAGAUACCCACCGAGCUUUGGGUACAGUUCUUGGUCUUUUUAAACAAGAUCACGUUAGUUUAUUGUCCGUGUUUAUAUAUUUCUAGCUUAGAUCAGGUCUUGAAGGAAUUAUCAAACAACACUGGGUUAUGUAAAGAGAUCAAGGUAAAAUACAACCACGGUCACACCCAUAAUAGCCGUGGGGAUAUUUUACGCAUACUUCCUUUCCACGGCAUCGGCGCUCAUGACGAUGACAGACAUGAUACCAUUGUAUCAUAUGUACCGAGUGAAUCUGACGCUCUACCACAUGAAUCCUUGAUCGAAAAAAUUGGCUUUCAGUUGGAACAUUUAACUAUGAAUCUGAAUAAGGUAUUCAAACGUGGUGCCAUUAGUAAUGCAAGGGAAAGUAAUGUUUUAGGGCCUUUUGGAUACUUUAUCAAUCAUAUAUUCAAGCACUGUCCAGUCCUAAAAUCAUUAGUGAUUACCGAAGCAGAUUUAUUACAUUGUAAUCAUAUUGAUCUGAAGGCGCCACCGUCCUUCAAGCUUCUUCACCUUCGUAAUUGUAAAUUUUUUCAUGGCGUGGAUUUUCUGUCCGACUUAUCUCAUCGAUUACCCUCCCGAAUGGAAUUCAUGGUCAUUGAUCAGUGUAUUUUUGUUUUGAGAAAGAAUGAAUUGAUGCCUCAUAUAGAAAUGCCAUUCACUGUGUUUGGUUGUCUGUUUUAUUCCAAAAAAAAACUGCCAGAACAUAAGUACUCGAGUAUGGUGAUAAAGAUCACAAAGGUAUCACAAAAACCUCUUUACUAUCGCUUGUAUGAUAAACAGAAGUUGGAAACACUUUCAACAAAGGAAGAAUUUGAGCUUUGUGCAGAGUAUGAGCAGACAACUGGCUUAGAGAUUACAUGCUCUGAUAUCGAAAAGUUGUUGAUUCGAGCAUAUGGUUUUCGGAUACUCAUUUUUCCUAAAGAACAGGUUGAAUACAUGGAUGGUCAGAACUAUAUAAAUUCUUCCUUUGAGUUUCGACAUGUUGAAACAUAAGAUCCC
Messenger RNA from Mucor mucedo, 1950 nucleotides. RefSeq lists its product as uncharacterized. NCBI's taxonomy places the organism in Eukaryota, Fungi, Mucoromycota, Mucoromycetes, Mucorales, Mucoraceae. Bases 43 to 1944 code for a protein of 633 amino acids. The transcript has a single exon. The record is from RefSeq and is a predicted model, not a curated record. Gene Ontology annotation, molecular function: protein binding.